Molecule: messenger RNA, 2901 nt
Organism: Hydractinia symbiolongicarpus
Lineage: Eukaryota; Metazoa; Cnidaria; Hydrozoa; Anthoathecata; Hydractiniidae
Product: aldehyde dehydrogenase family 16 member A1-like
Exons: 12
Coding region: 173-2635 (820 amino acids)
Molecular function (GO): oxidoreductase activity, acting on the aldehyde or oxo group of donors, NAD or NADP as acceptor
Source: RefSeq, a predicted model, not a curated record
AUCCUUCCAUGAAGUGCUUCCCUAAGUUCGUGUAUAAACAAAGAUAUGUGAACGUUCUUUAUGUAGACAUGAGAUCGUUACAUGAGGUCGUAAAACUUGUGUAGCUACAUGUAAAGUUACAUUCAGGCGGUACUGCAAAGCUUGUCACAAUCCUUUAGAUACCAACUACAGAAUGUCAUCUGAUAAAGAAUCCAAAGUUGCUCAGUUAUUUAAAAAUCUUGAGUAUGGGCCUGCUCCAGAAUCACCAAAUAUUGCAUAUCAAUGGAUGGAUAGUCAUGAUCGGAAAUUUGGUCAUUUUAUAAAUGGAAAGUGGAUAAAUCCUGGAGAUCGGAAAGAAGUGGAAUGCAAAAGUCCUGCUACUGGCGAAGUGUUGGCUUCAACUAUUCAGGGAACUAAAAAUGACUUGGACAUUGCUGUACAGUCUGCAAAAACUGCCUAUGAGUCAUGGUCUUCUCUCUCUGGACAUGCAAGAGCUCGGUAUAUAUACAGCAUUGCUCGCCAUGUACAGAAACACAUGCGUUUAAUAUCAGUUGUUGAAAGUUUGGACAAUGGAAAGCCAAUUCGUGAGACAAGGGAUUAUGAUAUUCCUAUUGUUGUAAGACAUCUUUAUCAUCAUGCAGGAUGGGCAGAAUUAAUGGAGACUGAGAUGAAAGGUUGGAUUUCGGUUGGUGUUGUUGGUGCAAUUGUGCCAUGGAACUUUCCAUUGAUGUUGCUAUGCUGGAAAGUUUGCCCAGCUCUUGCUAUGGGAAAUACUGUUGUGCUUAAGCCAGCCUCUUACACUAGGCUGAGUGCAUUGCUAUUUGCAGACAUUUGUGCAGAGGCUGGUUUACCUGCUGGAGUUUUUAAUGUUGUAACUGGUGAUGGCCGGUUUGGAUCUGCUUUAGCCACCCACCCUGAUGUGGACAAAGUUGGAUUCACAGGAUCAACUGAGGUUGGCAAAAUUCUCCGCAGGGUCACUGCUGGUACAGGGAAAAAAUUAUCUCUUGAGCUAGGUGGAAAAUCACCAAUUGUUGUUUUUGACACUGCUGACCUUGAUUCAACUGUCGAGGGGAUUGUGAUGGCCAUCUGGUUCAACCAAGGACAGGUUUGUAGUGCUGGGUCGAGACUUCUUGUGCAAGAAACUGUGGCAGAGAAGCUUAUACACAAGCUAAAAGUAAGGAUGAAGCAUCUACGAGUAGGAAACUCACUGGAUAAGUGUGUUGACAUUGGUGCUAUUGUUGACGACUCUCAAAGGAAAUCGGUGGACGAAUAUGUCGAAGAUGCCAAAAAAGAGGGAGCAGAGGUUUAUCAAGCCAGCGAGUGUAUACCUGACGGAUGUUUUUAUCCACCAACACUCGUCACUAAUUUGUCAACGACAUCAAAGAUUGUCAUAGAGGAGGUAUUCGGUCCAGUUUUGGCUGUACUCACCUUUCGAACAGCAAAGGAAGCAAUAGCGUUGGCUAAUAACACCUUGUACGGACUUGGAGCAAGUGUAUGGUCAGAGCACAUUGGAUUGGCAAUGGAAGUGGCAUGCAACAUAAAAGCUGGCUCUGUAUGGAUCAACAAUCAUAACGUUUUUGAUGCUGCCACUGGCUUCGGUGGAUACAAAGAGAGUGGUUAUGGCAGGGAUGGAGGAAAAGAGGGUCUGUAUGAAUAUGUGAAACCGUCAUGGCAACCCAGGAUUAAAGUAGAUAUAUCAAGCUAUGAUGUGACAAAGUUUGGUGCGCAAGCAUUUCCAACCGUUUCCAAUCCGAAUAUUAACCCGUUGAAACACAGUGAAAAAGGUUUACCAAAGAUAGAUCGCACACUAAAACUUUAUAUUGGCGGUAAGCAAGUCCGCCCGGACCAAAAUUUUUCUCGUCCGGUCCUGGAUUGCAAGGGGUCAGUGCUUGGUCAAAUAGCUGAAUCAAAUCGCAAGGAUGUGAGAAAUGCUGUCGAAGCAGCUAACAACGCUGCUCUCUCUGGAUGGUCAAAGCGUUCUGGUCACAAUAAAGCUCAACUUACGUACUUCAUCGCAGAAAAUCUGGAACUAAGAAAAGACGAAUUUGUCAGAUGUUUAAUUGACUCGACUAGUUGUAGCGUCGAAGAUGCUGAAAAAGAAGUGGAUACUAGUAUUCAACGUUUGUUUCAUUGGGCAGCAUAUGCAGACAAAUACGGGGGUAAUGUUCAGGAAACGGAACACUACGGGACAGUACUUCGCGUUCACGAAGCGGUCGGAGUCGUGGCUAUCGCUUGUCCUGACGAAGCACCACUACUAUCAUUUUUAUCUCUUCUCAUUCCUGCCUUCAUACGCGGUAACACUACAGUGAUUGUUCCCAGUGAAAAAUUCCCACUGCCCGCUGUCGAACUCUAUCAGAUAUUGGAAACUUCAGAUGUUCCGCCUGGUGUUAUUAACAUUUUAACGGGUAGCCGGGAUCAUAUCACAAAGAUUCUAGCCGAGCACCAGAACGUAAAUGCAAUGUGGUAUUUUGGUAGCAGUGAAGGCAGUAAAUUUGUUGAGCACACUUCCGCAGUGAAUAUAAAGCGUGUCUGGGUGAAUUACGGCCAGUCGCGUGAUUGGUAUGAUCGACAGCAGGGCUGUGGGGAAGAAUUUUUAAUCAAGGCUGUUGAAUGCAAAAGUGUAUGGAUUCCGAUGGGCCAUGUUUUUGCCAACUAGAUUUUCAUGUAAAAGAUAAAGUACUUACAAAAAAAUAAUAAACGUGCACCACAAUUUACUUAAAACCACACAUUUCAAGCCAUGUCAUAAUUAUUGAAUGAAGCAACGCUUUUUUUAAUAAAUUUCAUUUAGCGCUUUAUUUGAGGGCGGCGUUUAAUUGAAUAUGGUGUGGCACCAGACAUGUUAUAGCCGGUUUUUAUAGUUUAUAUAUUUUAUAUAUGAUUGUUUCUUCUUUUUGUUUAAUUGCCAAAUUUUAUUUUUCUGAA